CGAACUUCUCCAAGCACGUAAAAAGCAUAACGUUCCAUGGGCACCGACUCGCCAUACUAACCGCGUACCUUACGAGAGAUUCGCAAGUCACCAUCAUAAAGGCUUACGCGUCUGCAGCUGACAGCGAUGAAGGGAAGCAUCACAGCUUCUACGAACAACUCGAGGAGCUCGUGCGUAGGCAACGUGGUUACGUCGUUGUGAUGGGAGACUUCAACGCCCGGGUCGGAUCACGAAAGCACGAUCGGACCUUCCAGUUGCGAGAAAAGAAAGAUCAGUUCUGGAGGAAACGCUGCCUUUUUUGCCAUCAGGGUACCGUCGAAACCUCGACCACAUCGCAACUUGCCGACGUCUUAUCGAGGCUUCCCGGGAGCAUCGUCUUCCCCUCGACCUUCACUGACUACAAGAAGGCGUUCGACUCGGUGGAGCCAGUAAAGGUCUGGGAGUCGCUGGAGGAGCAAGGUGUUGAAAGGAUCUACGUGGACGUACUACGAGAAUGCUACUCAGACUGUACAACGGUAUUCCAUUCUUUCUACAAUGACGUUGUAGUAGCACUUCAGAAAGGAGUACGACAAUGGGAUCCGAUAUCGCCAAACCUGUUUUCCGCCUGCCUAGAGCACGUCAUACGUAGCUGCAACUGGAGUAACUUUGGUGUUAACAUCGACGGUGUGCGUCUUAACCAUUUGCGAUUUGCCGAUGACAUUGUGUUAAUCACGGACUCUCCAGAACACGCUUCUGAGAUGUUGCAUCGCCUAGAUGAGGAAGGAAGCCACUGUGGUCUCACCAUCAAUACUUCUAUGACCAAAGAAAUGCGAAACCAAUUCUCAGGGGAUACCCCUGUACUUCUGGAAGGAGGUGCUAUCGAAAACGUUGGCGAGUACGUGUACCUCGGGAGCCAGCUUAACAUGAGGAAUGACUUAACUGGAGAGUUAGCAAGACGUCGCAAGGCUGGAUGGGCAGCAUUUAAAUCAAUAAGAAGAGUACUAGAGGAGACCAGGGACUGCAAACUUCGAGCAGACUUUUUCAAUUCAACGGCGUUGCGUGCCCCCAGAUACGCGGAGAAACCUGGGCUCUGA
This is a messenger RNA of Haemonchus placei, 1073 nucleotides long. Lineage: Eukaryota; Metazoa; Nematoda; Chromadorea; Rhabditida; Trichostrongylidae. The record is from the annotation of a GenBank genome assembly.